UGAUGAGGCUGAGGUGUUAGGUAGAGCUGUCACACGCCUUUAGCCAAGCUUGAGAGAGAAGCGCACAGUAACUGCAUAGCAAGUUAGGCAGAGCUGUAAACAUCCACAAUCUUGUUCGGUAGAGUGGGGAGUGACUAAGUUAGGUUGCGCUGUGUGGAGGAAGGCAUUAGCAGCAGUAGCAUAGGAUAGAAAAGCAGUGAGGUAGGUUGCACGUGUGGCCGUGUGUGCGCAUGCUUAGUGCUGGAGCGAGAGCUGUGUGCAUGUAGAAGGGAAGGGAUUUGAUUCGAGUUCAUCCUGAAGUUCCUUCUACCUUCCUGUCAGACAUGGAGUUAGAUGCUCUGCUGGAGAUCGUGUGCCUGGGGCAGAACAAUGGAAUCGAAUCUGCUCUUAAACACUAUAACGAUGAGAACCGUGCCAUGUUUAAAUUUGAUCCUGCUGAUGUAGAGAAAAGAAUGAAAUUAUGUGAAGCUCUUUUUCAAGCCCUCGAUAAAGGAACACACACCUCUUGCCAGAUUAUGUGCUUGGAAGCUCUGCGAAUUCUGUCACGAGAUAAAAAGGUUCUGGUUCCUGUGACGACCAAGGAGAACCUGCAGAUCCUCAUGAGAAUGGCCAAACUGGAUCCUCGGCUCAAUUCUUUAGGCGAAGUGACAGACUUUCCUGUUGUCGUAGAAGCUUUAAAGUGUCUCUGCAAUAUUGUAUUUAACAGUCUGGAAGCCCAGAAGCUAAGCCUAGAACUGGACCUUGCCAAUUUACUGUGCGGCCUUUUAAGGAAGUGCAAGGACCAGCGCAUGAUCAAUGACAUUCGCUGUUUUGCACUGCGGCUUCUCUUCCUCUUGACACUGUUGCACACAGAUAUUAGAGUGCGGUUAAAGCAGGAGUUGCAGGGUCUUCCUCUGCUCACCCAGACACUCGAGAGCAUUCUUGGGAUCCAGUGGACAGAAAAAUACCAGACCGUAACAGAGGUAAAUCUGCCACCGCUGUCUGUGCAAGAGACGGACUGUACUAUUGAAGCAUUAAAAGCUCUUUUUAAUGUGACGCUUGACAGCUGGAAUGUCCACAGUGAGAGUGAUGCGCACCAGUUCCGGUAUUUGGCUGCCAUUCUGCGCCACAUCUUGUUAUCGAAGGCUCCAUCUGCAGAUAAAACUGAAGAGCUGCACAGCAAUACAGUUAACUUACUCAGCAAUGUGCCUGUGUCCUGUCUGGAUGUUCUCAUUAACCCCUCCAACAAGGCGAUGUCGGCAAAUAACAAUCACAUGAAUAUGGAAGCCAUUCAGGUUAUACUGAACUUCAUGGAAAAGAGAAUAGAUAAGGGCUGCAGCUACAGAGAAGGUCUGACUCCAGUUCUCAGCCUGCUCACAGAAUGUUCCAGAUCUCACAGACCCAUCAGGAAGUACAUUAAAGCAGAGGUGUUACCACCAUUAAGAGAUGUAAGUAACCGGCCAGAAGUGGGAACCGCGGUCAGAAACAAACUGGUGCGACUAAUGACCCACGUGGAUCUGGGAGUAAAGCAAAUAGCUGCAGAAUUCUUGUUUGUUCUCUGCAAAGAGCGAGUGGACAGUCUGUUAAAGUAUACUGGGUAUGGCAAUGCGGCUGGCUUGCUUGCUGCCCGUGGCCUCUUGGCUGGGGGUAGAGGGGAUCGCUGGUAUUCCGAUGAUGAAGAUACAGACACCGAAGAGUACUUACAGGCAAAACCAAAUAUUAAUCUUAUAACGGGCCACGUGGAAGAGCCCUUACCAAACCCCAUGGAUGAGAUGACUGAGGAGCAAAAGGAAUACGAGGCAAUGAAACUCGUCAACAUGUUCGAUAAACUUUCAAGAGAAGAGCUGAUCAAACCAAUGGGAGUGAAACCUGACGGGACGAUGGCCCCGCUGGAAGAGACGCUCCAUGCUCAAAGGGCCGAGGACAGCAGUUCAGAUUCGGAUUAAAGGAUAACCUGCAUUUGUUUUUUUGUUUUUUUUGCUAUUUAUACUUUUCAUAAGUCAAAUUUUAUCUUUCCACAUAAUGAUGUAUAAAAAAAAGUUUUUGGUAAAA
This is a messenger RNA of Xenopus laevis (African clawed frog), 2031 nucleotides long. It is a transcript of the gene ric8b.L, whose product is annotated as RIC8 guanine nucleotide exchange factor B L homeolog. Gene Ontology annotation, biological process: protein folding; G protein-coupled receptor signaling pathway. The record is from RefSeq and is a predicted model, not a curated record. Lineage: Eukaryota; Metazoa; Chordata; Amphibia; Anura; Pipidae. Bases 324 to 1925 code for a protein of 533 amino acids. Gene Ontology annotation, cellular component: plasma membrane; cell cortex; cytoplasm. The transcript is spliced from 10 exons. Gene Ontology annotation, molecular function: G-protein alpha-subunit binding; guanyl-nucleotide exchange factor activity.